This is a messenger RNA of Penicillium roqueforti, 324 nucleotides long. RefSeq lists its product as uncharacterized. The transcript is spliced from 3 exons. NCBI's taxonomy places the organism in Eukaryota, Fungi, Ascomycota, Eurotiomycetes, Eurotiales, Aspergillaceae. The record is from RefSeq and is a predicted model, not a curated record. Gene Ontology annotation, molecular function: heme binding; monooxygenase activity; oxidoreductase activity, acting on paired donors, with incorporation or reduction of molecular oxygen. The coding region runs from base 1 to 324 and encodes 107 amino acids.
AUGUUCUACUUCUUGCUAGGCAGUGCGGUGGCCUAUAACCUAGUCAUGGUUAUCUACCGGCUUCAUUUCCACAAGCUCAGUAGGUUCCCGGGGCCUCGUCUCGCGGCCGCAAGCGGGCUGUACGAGAUCUACUUUUCGGUCUGGGGUCCGGGCAUUUUCGACCACGAGAUUGACCUCAUGCACCGGAAGUUUGGUCCGGUUGUUCGUAUUACUCCCGAUGAAAUCCACAUCCAAGAGCCUUCCAGCUAUUCCGACGGUUGGAUCAAAGUACAAGAGACCGUCUAUCGCCCGGGUGCGAUCUCUACUUUGGGCGAAAGUCAAUGA